Lotus japonicus is the source of this 2540-nucleotide messenger RNA. Its product is annotated as F-box/kelch-repeat protein At3g06240-like. The record is from RefSeq and is a predicted model, not a curated record. The coding region runs from base 33 to 1616 and encodes 527 amino acids. Gene Ontology annotation, molecular function: protein binding. The transcript has 3 exons. Lineage: Eukaryota; Viridiplantae; Streptophyta; Magnoliopsida; Fabales; Fabaceae.
AAAAAAACGAUCCAGAUAAGAUGAAUGAAUGAAUGAAUAGUGCCACAAUUGCAAUUUCAUGGAACCGUUCACCAUCAACACAACACGUUUGGUUUUCUGAGAAAUCUUUGUGCUUGUGGCGUCAAACUCUCUCAAGUGUGGCCAUGAAAAGAAGAAGGGGCAAAAGGGUAGCAGACAAAGUUGAUGAUGAGCCAGAAAGUCAACAACUUGGGGCUUCUUUUGCUGAUCUUCCAACCCACAUUACUACUGACAUUCUACUAAGACUUCCUGUUAAGUCUAUUCUCAUUUGUAAAUCUGUUUGCACAAGUUGGAAAGCUCUAAUCUCAGACCCGCAUUUUGCAAAAUCGCACUUUGAACAUGGCCCAACGGGUUUCACGAUUCGGACAAGGCAUUGGGAUGGAGAUUCAAGAAUCCUACACCUUAUAGAGUCUGAGCCUGAAAUUUUUGAAAAUGAUGAUUAUGGCCAAUUCUGUUACUGUAAGCAGGACUUUAUCAAACCCGAAUGCAACUGUCACCUGAAGCUUGAGCGCAAACUCAAGCUUCCUCUUCAUGGUGCCAAACUAGUUUUGGACAAAAGAGAUGUGAACGGGAAAAGGGGAAGACAAAGGAAUCAUAUUUCUUGCAAGCCAGAAAUUGAUAGGUUUGAUGUGGUGAAUUCUUGUAAUGGCUUGCUUUGCUUGUCUGAUAGGGACAGUGACUAUAUCGUUGUCUGUAACCCCGUUACAGGUGAGUUCAUUAGACUUCCAGAAGCUACUACUAGAAUUGUUAAAACUCGUGAUAUGUGGCUCCAUGAAAUAUACAUGGGCUUUGGUUUCCAACCCAAAACUAAUGAAUAUAAGGUGGUAAGAAUAUUGAAGAGAUUCUGGGGGUGGCAGGAGAAGCGUAAUGUGGUUGUUGAAAUUCACACACUAGGAGCAUCAAGAUGGAGGAAUGUUGGAGUUGAUCUUGAUCCUAGGUAUUUGACUUUUCCUAGGUUUCCUACUUGUGUGAGUGGGGCACUUCAUUGGUUCAUGAAAUUGUCAAUAUUGUGUUUCAACUUUGAAAGCGAGAGGUUCCAGUCCUUCCCUUCUCCUCCUAUUCUAUUUAAAGAGCAUAGUAUGGGCAAUAUCACCAUGGGAGAAUUAAAAGGCUCUCUUUACAUAUGUGAUUCAUCUUCGUCAUCUCAUGGGCAUACUCGUAUCAAAAUGUGGAUUAUGAAGAAAUAUGGUUUUGGAGAAUCAUGGACAAAGGUUCUCAACAUUGAUACUAUAAGGACAGAUCGUUGGCCUUAUGGUCAGUAUUUUCCAGUAAAAUACUUUAAGAAUGAUGCUGCUAUAUUGAUGUUUCAUUCUUGUUAUACUCUUCGGCAUCGCUUCAUCUACUAUGAACCUGAAAAGAAUAAAUUCAAAAAAUUUAAGGUUCUUGGGAUUGGGACUCAAUCAACAUUUGAGGUUAUUCCUCAUAUUCACAAUCUCAUCUCAUUGAAGGAUGCUGUGAAUAGUGACAAUAUCAAGGUGAUGAAUGUCCACGCAAGGUCUGCAGAGUUAAAAUUGCGCGAAGAAAGUGAAGUCAUUUUCUUGGCUAAAGUGAAGGAGAGAUUGGUAAAUUUGCAUAUAUCAUCUGACGAUGAAGAGUAGAGUGAAUAGCACAUCUCCUUAUCUUCUUCAAAGAACUUCCAUCAUCAUCUUCAUAUGUUUCUCCAAAAAACCCAGAAACAAACCCAGAAAAUCAUCAACCUCGUCCUCAACUCCACCCAAAUCUCAGGAACCCCCUUCCCCGUCCUCUCAUCCAACCCCAACCCAACAUCCGCAAACUCACAACAUAGUAGCAAUGGAAGUGACACCAACAUCAAUUUUAGAUCUCAAAUUAACCAUCAACCGAAAAUCCAAUCUUGUUCUUCUUCUUAAUUAUUGAAAAUCCCAUUAAAGUUUCUGGUUAAAGAGUUCGAGGGUGGAGGAGAACCCACCGUCGAGUCCAUGUUCUCCUCUCCUCCGCAAAACCCUAAUUCGGACCUAGAUCAAUGAGCAGCGAGCACCACCAACACCCGUUCAAGCCAGAAUCAGUCAGAUCGAUGAUCACCGACACCAGAUCAAGCCUGAACCAUUGUCUCUCUCGAUCUCCCACAUCAGAUCUAUGACCAGUCCAAGUCGCUGCAUGAGGAAGAAUCGAUGAGCUUGACUUGGAAUUGUCAAUUGGGUUAGGUUUUUGUGAAUAAGAACAGAUCUAUGAUAGUUUUCUGCAUUUUAGAGCGAGAGUAAGAAAUGGGCUUUGAUUUUCAGAGAGAAAUCGAGGUGAGGUUUCGAGAUGAUGAACUGGAAGUUGAAGGAAAAUGAGAUCCCUUAUUGGAGAUGGCUGUUGUCGAUUUGCAGGAGUGGAAAAGGGGUGAACCGUGUCUCGUUUAGGUGUUAGUCUGCAUAAGAAUCUCUCACCAGUUUUACUCUUAUUCCAACUCAUAGUCAUGUACAGUGUAUCUGUGUAUGUGUAUUACAUUUACUCAAUGUUUAAAACAUUUUGUCCCAUUAAUUAGAUUUGAUUAAAAAUACUCUCUGCUUGCGAAUCCA